Molecule: messenger RNA, 3840 nt
Organism: Astyanax mexicanus (Mexican tetra)
Lineage: Eukaryota; Metazoa; Chordata; Actinopteri; Characiformes; Acestrorhamphidae
Gene: ceacam1
Product: CEA cell adhesion molecule 1
Exons: 9
Coding region: 189-2204 (671 amino acids)
Source: RefSeq, a predicted model, not a curated record
GGAUGGGGUGUGUGUGUGUGUAGGAGUGGUCAGUGGUGACACAUGCAUCAACUGAGCAGAGUUUCGUGUUAAAGCUAUGCAAACAUUUGCAGAUAGAAAGCUCAGCUGCUGCUGACUGUAUCCCUCACUUUAACCUGAGCUGAGCUGAGCAGGUGCACCAGGACCAGGAUCUCUACAGGACUUUCCAGAUGGAGCAGAGAUUCAUCCCUCGCUUCAUUUUCAUCCUCAUCACCUACAUUACAGGUGUGUCCACUGUGACUCUGGUUCCAUCUGGGAAUCCAGUGCGGGUUGGUGAGAAUGUCACGUUCAGUGUAAAUCCACUGAUAGCAAUCGUGGCUGGAACCUGGCAGUUUGAAAAUAACAUCCUGGUGUUCUGGUACCCGGGUGAUAUCAUGGUGGGUAACGGCUACGAAGGCCGAGUCUCCUUCAACCAGACCUCCCUCCAGCUCUCCUUACACUCCCUGCAAACCAACGACUCGGGAGUCUACAUCCUGCAGAGCGUCAAACCCAGCGUCCAGGCCCAGGUUUCACUGUCUGUUCAGGAACCGAUCACGAACGUGUCUCUGACGGCGAGUCAGACGGAUCUGGUGGAGUUUAACGACAGCGUCUCGUUUAACUGCACCUCCCGCGGCACGCCCAUAACCUUCUCCUGGUAUAACGGCAGCUCUCAGGUCAGCACAGGGGUCAACGUUCAGCUCAGUAACAGCGGACAAGUGCUCACCAUUAGCAGUGUGACCAGAUACGACCGCGGCCCUUUCACCUGCGUUGUGACCAAUAGCUUCAGCAACGGAACGAGCCAGGACGUCUACCUCAACAUCAGCUAUGGCCCCAGUAACCUGACAAUGACGGUCCAGCCAGAGCAGCUGGGAUACAUCUCCGGAUCCAACAUCACUCUGUCCUGCUCUGCUGACUCCAACCCCACAGCGCUGAUCCAGUGGUCCUACAACAACAUUUCUCUAAACCAAACAGGACCAACUUUACGCCUCACAAACACCUUCCAGAACCAGAGUGGAGGCUACACCUGCACCGUCCACAACACCGCCACCCUCAGAUCCUCUACAGCCUCCAAAACUAUACAGAUUAUAGACCCAGUAUCAGCUAAAGUGGUGCCUGUUGGGGAUGCGCCCGUAUUCAACUCGUCCUUCAGUCUGAGCUGUGAGGUCACAGGACCUGUGGACUCUGUUUACUGGAUGAAGGACGGCGUGAUCCUGUUCUCUAACAACAAAACCUCCUUCUCCAACCAGAACAAGACACUUUCCAUCAGCCAGCUCGCUCUCUCUGAUGACGGAAACUAUCAGUGUGUGGCCAGCAACAUCGUGAGCAACAUGACCAGCGUGACUUAUCACCUAACGGUCAACUAUGGUCCGUGGAACGUUACCAUUUCAGGUCCAGCCAUAGCACAGACUGGAGACAGAGUGAGGCUGAACUGCUCGGCUCUCUCACAGCCCCCCAGUGACUACAGCUGGUACUACAACGGGACUAAGGUGGCCGAGGGUGCUGUAUAUGAGACUGCCUCUCUGACGUUAAACCGCAGUGAAGAAUAUGUCUGCACAGCCCAUAAUAACAUCACAGGCAUCAACAGCAGCGCCACAUGGAACCUUACGGUUAUCGUGGGCAUCUCCUCAGUGGUGCUGACCCCCAGUAUGUCCAUCCCUCUGGCCUCCAAACCCCUCCAGCUCUUCUGUAACGUCACCGGCUCUUACGACAGCAUCGUUUGGUUGAAAGAUAACCGAACACUUUCCUCUUCUUCUGCAAUCAGUGUCUCAGCGGAUAACACCACCGUAACCUUCCAGCCUCUGCAGACCUCAGACGAUGGGGAAUAUCAGUGCAUCGCCACAAACGUUGUUGGAAAGCAUGCUAGCGAAAUGUACAACCUGACGGCUAACUAUGGGCCGAUGGACCUAAAGAUCACAGAGGAGAAAGGACCCCAGCUGACCUGUACUGCGACGUCUCAGCCAGCAUGCGUUUAUCACUGGAUCUUAAACAGCAACACUAAUGUAGGAGACGGUCCAACAGUAUCUAUCCCUCUGUUGACUCCAGUGGGCAGCAACUACACCUGUGUGGCCAGAAACCCCCUGACCAAUGUCACUCUCUCUGGUACCUACACUAUCUCAGAGUAUAAUGCAGCGUCUUCACUUCAGUCCAGUGUGUUGCUGAUGGCUUGUCUGGUUCUGGUUCUCACAGCGCUGACCCAGUGUCUGUAAUACUGAUCCCACUAGUCCAAGACUGGCCGUCACUGUGAGCCCUGCGAACUGACCUACGAACUGCUUAACAACAAGAAUGGUCAAAGUGAUUUUCUUUUUUUUUGCUGUGAUUUUUGGGGGUCAAACUGAGUUUUAAAAAUAUUUUAAUACAAAUUAAAUAUAUUUUAUUGUUGGGUUUAUUAACUUAAAGGGAAAUGCCAGCAAGUUUACAAAAAAUGUGCAUAAUUCAGCUGUUGAGAUGUAAAUAAAGUCUUUUAAAGGGGAGGGUUGGUGUGAAAUCAUGGUUCAUUGUGGAAAAGCAUACAAAUCAAACUUUUUGGUAGACUGCUGUUUCAUAAUGCUUUUUCACAGCUUUCAUAUUUCAUAGUUCUAUUGAACCUUUACAACCUUAUCCUUUUUAAAACUUUUUUUUAUUUACUUUUUUACUAUAUUUACUAUACUAUAUUUAUGUAUUUAUUUAUUUUAGUUAUCAUAAAGAAACCACCAUCUGUAAGGGGGGAAAUAUAAUUAGACAAUAUAUUGAUUAUAUUAAUAUUAUUUUAACCAAGGAUAAUGUCUAUUUUCUGGUCUAUUUUUAUACAUAAGGGAAAAUUGGAUUAUUAGGCACAUUAUCUGACACUAGAAAGGAACAAAGGUGUCGCCAUGUUUUUUCCUUCUAAUUCAGCAAGUCUUGCUGCUGGGAAAGCCUAAGUAAACAAAACUUUAAUAAUAAUAAAAAUAUAUAUUUUAAGGACAACAACAGCUAAAUAUUAAUCUGCACCGAUUUCUCCCCUGUAAAAUGUUCAUUUGGGUGAGUAAAGCACUUCCAUUUAUUUCCAGUAAGCUUACAUUUCCAUUUUUCCACUAAGGCUGGGUGCAGUGGAAUUAGCAUUAGUCGCUAACUGCAGCUUUAGCGGGUUGUAAAUGCUGCCUGACAGAGCUACACUGAGGAACCCUGAGUGUUCUGGUAAGCCAGGGCAAUAUCAGCUAGCGGUUCGUCUCAUGUAGUUUGUUUUAACACAGUAAACACGCAGGUUACAGUCUGAUAUACUCGCCUCUGAACAGCAAAAGAGCUAAUGCUUAGCGCAGUAAGUGGCUAAUGCUAAUAGUGCUUCAGCAGUGCUAGCCAGGGGUUAGCAGCAGGUUACAGGCUGAUAACACUCACCUCAGAACGGUGAAAGAACUAGCGCUUAGCGUGGUUAGCAGGUAAAGCUAAUACUGCUCCUGUUUCUGUGCUGGAGAACUAAAUUGAAACUCCUGUAUUACUCUGUUUUUCAGCAGAGUGGAUUUUUGGGAAAAUUAAGUGAUUUUAGGUGCACCUUAUAGUGCAAAAAAUACAGUAUCUCAAAAUUUCGUAAGUCAAGUAUAUUUACAGUGCAUUUUUUUCUCUGGAAUGAUGUGUUUCACACCAGCCUCACUCUAAAUGGUGGUUUACAUCUUAUCCAUUUCAUUAUUGCGAAAUAAUAAUAAUAAAAAAACAGAAUUCACCUGCUGGUACCCCCAUCCCCACGCUAAUGUACUGUGACCAGUGAGAAGAUAAGCGAGCUAAAACACCCAAAUCACACCAGCUCACUUUGUUUAUAUUGGCAUGGUGUCAUUUUUAUCCCCCAAAAACAAAAAAAUGCAGCUAAUCAACACAUAGGCAUGCCAAGUUUUU